AUGCUCCGGCCAGGAGGAAAUGAGGCGACCUCUGGGUCACACGUGGAGACGGGCCCCAGUGCACUGAGGAACACUGGUGAUAACAGGGACCAGCACAGGGACCAGCACAGGGAUCAGCACAGGGACCAGCACAGGGACCAGCACAGGGACCAGCACAGGGACCAGCACAGGGACCAGCACAGGGACCAGCACAGGGACCAGCACAGGGACCAGCACAGGGACCAGCACAGGGACCAGCACAGGGACCAGCACAGGGAUCAGCACAGGGACCAGCACAGGGACCAGCACAGGGAUCAGCACAGGGACCAGCACAGGGACCAGCACAGGGACCAGCACAGGGACCAGCACAGGGACCAGCACAGGGACCAGCACAGGGACCAGCACAGGGACCAGCACAGGGACCAGCACAGGGACCAGCACAGGGAUCAGCACAGGGAUCAGCACAGGGACCAGCACAGGGAUCAGCACAGGGACCAGCACAGGGACCAGCACAGGGACCAGCACAGGGACCAGCACAGGGACCAGCACCGGAGUCAAAGCGCCAUGUAG
This is a messenger RNA of Knipowitschia caucasica, 549 nucleotides long. Lineage: Eukaryota; Metazoa; Chordata; Actinopteri; Gobiiformes; Gobiidae. The record is from the annotation of a GenBank genome assembly.